AUGGCCAUGGAAAAUAUCAUGAAACCCACGGAGUGGGGUAAGUCGACCGAAGUUGAAGCAAAACGAAUUGAAUCUGUCGAUGGUAAUUUCAAAGCGAAGUCACCUCCAGGCAUUUUGAAACUGAAGAUCAGCCCCCAUUCAACUAGCUACUGGACAAAGACCGCUAGGAUCUCAGCAGAGAAGGCAGAUGGCCAAUCGCGUAGGAGAUUCUUUCUAAAGGCAAGCAAAUAUCACCUAAAAUGGCUGGGCAUGAUAUUCGGGGAGCACGCUUCCAUGGUAGCAUUGUACAAUGCUUUGCCCGAGUUCGUCCCUGCUCCAGUAGGUUACGGUGCAUAUGCGUCAAAUCCAGAUAUUCACUUCUUCCUCUCUGAAUUCUUAAACAUGAUGGGCGAGAUUCCUGAGAUCCGAAUUUUCAUCGAAACCCCGGCAAAGCUGCACACCAAGGGGAUUUCGUCAGAAGGUGAAUACGGGUUCGAUCUCGGCAUGCAUGACAAAUGGGAAGAAUCUUUCUACCAUUCUCUCAAGUGGUUUAUGACCGCCCGCUGUAAACUGGAGGCCGCAAGAUUCAACCUCGUCUCAUUCACAGUGACCUUUGUCUACGACGCUGCUGGCCUGCAUGCUUACAACGAAAGUAAGUAUUACAGCACAGAAAGUACAAGUUACGAUGCGAACGAACUAACGGCUUAUUUCUUCGGUGGAGAUGUCGGUCUGGAGACCGGUUCGCCAUUUGAUUAA
This is a messenger RNA of Penicillium soppii, 735 nucleotides long. RefSeq lists its product as uncharacterized. The coding region runs from base 1 to 735 and encodes 244 amino acids. The transcript is spliced from 5 exons. NCBI's taxonomy places the organism in Eukaryota, Fungi, Ascomycota, Eurotiomycetes, Eurotiales, Aspergillaceae. The record is from RefSeq and is a predicted model, not a curated record.